AUGUCACGACGGCCUCCGAACCCGGCUGCCGAGCGUGCUGCCCAGAACCAGGUUACGCUCAAGAGUCUCCUAAAGUUGGAAGCCAACAAGCUAUGCGCCGAUUGCAAGAAGAACAAGCAUCCCAGAUGGGCGAGUUGGAACUUAGGCAUCUUUGUCUGCAUCCGCUGCUCUGGAAUCCAUCGGUCUAUGGGCACACACAUUUCUCGAGUCAAGUCUGUCGAUCUGGACUCAUGGACGGAUGAGCAACUUCAGAGCGUUCUGAACUGGGGAAACGCGCGCGCAAACAAGUACUGGGAAUCCAAACUGGCACCUGGCCACGUGCCAUCCGAAGCCAAGAUUGAGAACUUUAUCAGGACAAAAUAUGAAUUGAAGCGCUGGGUAAUGGACGGGCCGAGACCUGAUCCUGCCACUCUGGAUGUUGAUGGCGAUGAUGAUAUUCCUCUGAGUAUCGUCAAGGAGAAGCAGAAUAUCGAGCGCAAAGAGUCCAUCCGAAAGGCUUCAGUCGGCCAGUCCGCCGCACCUCAGAGAGCGCCUCAGGCGGACCUGAUUGGCGGGGAUGAUCUACCACCGAGAGCCAGUACGGCAGGUCCCUCAGCAGCUCAGCAAGUUCCGCCCAAGGCUGCUCCCGCGCCUCCGAAAACGACCGCUGCCAAGGACUCGUUGUUUGGCUUGGAUUUCCUGAGUGAUGCGAGUGCUGCACCACCCCGACCUGCUAGCACGACUGGAACGUCUGGCUCCAGUGGUCAGUCGCGGCCAGAUCUCAAGCAAUCCAUUCUGUCUCUAUACGCCUCAGCACCCCGCCCGCAGCCGACACACCAACAUCAGUCUUCUGGCUCGCUCAGUGGAUUCGGCGGCAUGCAGUCGCCUGUGCAGUCUCCCACAUUUGGUCAUCAAUCCAAGCCAUCAGGCAGCGGUGCUGGACUAAAUGACGCCUUUGCUGGACUGAGCUUUGGAAAUGUAACGAGCCCUGUCCAAAAGAGCGCUCCCAAGGACGCUUUCGCAGGAUUGACCAACUUUGGCAGUGCCAAGUCCACUCCCCAAGCUACAUCGUCCUUUUCCAACUUGAGCGGAGGUAGCUUCUUUGAUGCCAAGCCAGCAAAGCCGGCUGCUCAGCAGAACAAUCCCUCUGAUAGUUUCGGUGGCUGGGGUGCGCCCGCCGCAGCACCUGCGAAGCCCGCACAACCAGCUUCCUCGUCCUUUGGUGAUUUAUUUGAUCUUUCUAGCCCUGCCCCUGCCGCGCAACCUGUCGCCUCGCCUCCUCCACAGCCACUCGCCCCGGCGCCAGCUGAUUCUUCAGUCUUCAAUCUCUCCCAACCAAAGCCCGCUCAACCAGCACCCGCGCCGGCUGCCUCGCUGAACACCUCUGCUUUCGGCAACUCGGAUGUCUGGGGUAAUGCCUGGGGCGAACCAGCUGCUCCAGCAGCACCUGCGCAGAAAAGCCCCGAAGUCAGCAAGCCCUCCGCAUUUGGAGGUAGUGAUUUUGGCUGGGGUAACAGCGGAUCCUCGCUGGCCAACACUCCCAUUAUUCCCGGCCAGUCUGGAUUUAACACUCAGUCAAGCUUCAGUUUGGCCCCGGCCCAGCCCAAGGUUGCUGCCGACGAGGAGUUCGGAGGCUGGACAAGCAGCACGGCUACCAAUCCUAGUACUACCACUACGAGCAAGCCGGGAUCAGGAUUUGGCAACGAUGAUUUGUUUUCAAACGUCUGGCAGUAG
Pestalotiopsis fici W106-1 is the source of this 1713-nucleotide messenger RNA. RefSeq lists its product as uncharacterized. The transcript has 2 exons. Gene Ontology annotation, biological process: endocytosis; intra-Golgi vesicle-mediated transport; endoplasmic reticulum to Golgi vesicle-mediated transport. Gene Ontology annotation, cellular component: Golgi apparatus. NCBI's taxonomy places the organism in Eukaryota, Fungi, Ascomycota, Sordariomycetes, Amphisphaeriales, Sporocadaceae. Bases 1 to 1713 code for a protein of 570 amino acids. Gene Ontology annotation, molecular function: GTPase activator activity; metal ion binding. The record is from RefSeq and is a predicted model, not a curated record.